Molecule: messenger RNA, 3150 nt
Organism: Guillardia theta CCMP2712
Lineage: Eukaryota; Cryptophyceae; Pyrenomonadales; Geminigeraceae
Exons: 12
Coding region: 1-3150 (1049 amino acids)
Source: RefSeq, a predicted model, not a curated record
AUGACUAUCCUUCACCGGCUCUUAUUGCUCUUCUUGCUCUCAAACUCAAUCCAUGCAGACAUCAACACUCAGCUCCUGGAGAACGGACCGAACAGAAUAGUUGACAUACAAGGCAACCCGGUCAUCCCAAGUUCGCCGGCGCCAUGGUGGUUCAACGGCGGGAUAGUUGCCCCCCCGGCCUUCGACGUCUCGGAGGGCACUUUCCUGGACAAGGUAGAGGUUAAGAUUUUCUGCGCAACGAACGACGCUGUCAUCUUGUACACCGUUGAGCCUUACCAGGCCCAGGGAGGUGGGCCGCAGCUGGAGGGGAGUCAGCUGCUGGGGAGCGUGUACGACGGGAGACCGGUCGUGAUCACCCGUACCAGCGUGGUCAAGGCCAUAGCAGUUCACCUGUACGCUCUUGACAGCUCAGUCUCUCAGACCGGCGUCAUCUACAUCCGUGUCAAACCGCCGACGUUCACCAUCACCCGAGGAGGCGCGGAGGGGUCGGCCAUCGUGACCGUCCUCGCGUCAUCCGCCGAGCCCUCGGCCGAACCCUACAUCUCCGUCGCCUUCGACAACGACCUCCCUCUUCCUGAGCACCCAACGGGCAUCCGGCAGCUCAACGUCACCCUCCUCAAGAGCGCAGUGGUGCGGGCGAUCGCGUUUCAAAACGGCCUCCUGCCCAGUGACGUCGCGUCCUCGGGCUUGAUCAGCGUGCAGGGGAUGCAGGCAGCAGGAGGAAGCGGGUUUGUCCUCGCCGGAUGUUGGGACGUUGGAGCUGCGAGCAGCUUCUACGGCAACUACACGAGGCCGAGGAGACAGGACGCGUCCUGCAACGAGCAGUUCCCCACCAUGAUCGAGCCGGCGCUAGUGCGGGAGUGCGGGGGAGGGCUGGGCCCGUUGAUGCUGGUUGGGCCAUCUUGCAAGGGAGGAGAGUGGGACGUAGACCCUAGCGGGGUCUCUCCGUGCGACCUGUUGCCUCUCGUCUAUCACGCGACCGACGGGUACCAAGGGAGGGCGCUGAAGCCCCUGAGAGUUAUGCCAAACUGCUCGACCUCGGGACAACCGCGCUUGACUGACUUUGUCGAGGAGAACAGGGGCUUGAUGGGAAUGAGGUUCGAUGGGUCGAUGAAUACUAUGCUCCUCCUCUUUCAGAAUGUCGACGAGCUGGUCCAGGCGCAGCUGCUCCCCUCAGGAGCUAUGACGCUGGAACUCGAGGUCGUCUUCGAUCCCGUGAGGAUGGAAAGGAACUCCUCCUACGCCCUCAUGGCCGUCAAACAAUCCACCGGGAACUUUGCGGGCGCCAACGAGGAGUACAGCAAGGGAUGGGCGCUGACCUACCACACCUUCGCCAACCAAACUGUCGACGAGGUCACCCUCUCCUUCUCCAUCGCCCUCGAGGCCAACUUGGGCCAGAGCGAUCUGCCGAGCAUGCAGGUGCUUGAGUACUCCUUCCUGCCACAGCAAGUCCUUCCUCCUACCUGGACACACCUCCUCGUCCUCUACGACCUGCACUCUCUCCAGCUCUUUGUCAAUGGCUCCCUGGUGGCUCAAUCGCAGGCCUGUGCUGUUCCCCUCGAUCCUCUCAGGGGCUGCGGGAGGAUACAGUACCCCUCGUUCCUCGACCCCCGCGCGCACGGACCAGCCUCCUUCACGGUCGGGGGGUACCAGGACGGGGGCAUGGGGAUUGCGAGGAGCCACGAGGGCCUACUGGGGAGGGUUCGGCUCUUCUCGGAGGCGCUCAUGGGGGACGUGAUCCGAGCAGCUGCCCAGCAGAUGACGCUGGCAGGGCCCGUCAACCCCUGCAGCAGCGGGACCUUCGGGGUGUUUGCGGGGAUGUCGCCGUGCUCCCCCUGCCCACCUGGGACCUUCAACCCUCUGACUGGGCAGGAGAGCUGCCCCGCUUGCCCUGAGGGUUUCUUUUCGGAGGCAGCAGGAGCGACUAUCUGCAGCGUGUGCUCGGUAGGGAAGACAAGCUCCCCUGGCGCCAAGAGCGUCACUGACUGCGUCGAGCCCGACCCCUGUAUCCACCAAGUCUGCGACCUCAGAGCGACCUGUGCGCAGGUCCCGGGCUCCUUCACCUGCACGUGUCUCAUCGGCUAUUUGGGCGAUGGCUUCACGUGCGCCCCCAUCUGCGGCGAUGGGCUGAAGCAGCCGGAGGAGGGUUGCGACGACGGCAACACUGACCUCGGGGACGGAUGCAGCAGCCACUGCACAGUCGAGGAAGGCUUCGUCUGCUCCACGGGCUCGACUACAUCCUCCCUCUCCUCCUGCGUCUGCAUCGAUGACGAGGAGAUCUGCUGCGCCCGCCAGCUCACCAACUGCAUGGCGAAGCAAGGACGGUUUGACUCGCGGGGGAUCAACGCGCGGGGAGAGGACAAGCCGGUGGCAGCAGGAGACACCUGGGUGCUCGCUGAAGCCUCUGAAGAUUGCAAUGCUGCCUGUGCUCGCAUUCUCCCCGGCUUUUACUGCAUACCCCACACAGGGAGCAGCUUGCUCGUCAGCUCCUUUAACGUCUCGCUGGUUCAAGUUCUCAAGCAAGCCGGGGAGGAGAGGAACGCUACCUGCGAGAGGAGCUACAUUCUCGACCCCUUGCACCUACACUUCCUCCAGCCCUCCGACCUCGCCGCCCUCCCUAUGAUCGAUGAGUUCGGCACCGCUGGCACUAGGAGCUUCACAACAGCGCUCCCACUUGCUGGCGACGGGCUCGUCUGCUACGCAUUGAAUCCUGCCAUCUCCUCCGCUCGCCGGCUCUGCCAGUGCAUGGAACCGCCGAGCGUUUGUGUAAGUGACUGUCUGGCUGCCCAACAAGAAUGUCUGGCAAACGCUACGAAGGUGGUAAGACGACUGUACAUUAAGCAGAGGGUCGAGGCGGCUCGAGUGGAGUACUUUCCCUGUCUCAACAACCCUUCCUGGUCCUACAAGUUGCCUCAGCCACCAGGAAUUCUCAACGACGUCUUCCUCACCUGCGACACCAUCAGCGCUAGUUUCUGCGCGCAGCAGAUCGGCGUGGGAUGCGAUGAGUGCCCUUUAUCCUGUGGCUCCUGCAAGACCUGCUACCAGGACAGGAAGCAGUUCUACUAUGGCGUGGCCCCCCCGCCCACCGUCAACUUGACGCUGCCCGAAGAUCUGCCUCGGUGCCCCAGCUCGUCAAUCCGCUCGCGGUGA